CACUCUUGUUGUCCCCAGCCCCGUGGCCCCAGCCCAGCCGGUCCCCCGCGGGCGUGGCAGCGUCCUGAGCCAGGGCCCGCCCGGGCCAGCAUCCCCGCCGGGAUCCGGCAGCCCGGACCGCAAAACCCUAACGCAGCACCAGGGCGGGCCUCCCGCGGUUGCGGGGACUGGAAAGAGAAGGGGACUGUCACGCGCCCGGGACGCGGGGCAGAGCUGGCGUGACGAGGCGUCCCGCAGGGAGCCGAGCCCCGGGCGCGGGCGGCGCUGUUCGGCGGGCGAGCGGCCGGGCCCGCAGCCGUUUCGGGACGCGCCGCGGUUCGCAGCUCUUCCAGCCGCUCCUCCGCGCGGGCUGGACCCGGUUCUGGGGCGGACAUGCCUGCGCUCCACAUCGAGGAUCUGCCGGAGAAGGAGAAACUGAAGAUGGAAGUCGAGCAACUUCGCAAAGAAGUGAAGUUGCAGAGACAGCAGGUCUCCAAAUGUUGUGAAGAAGUAAGGGAUUACAUUGAAGAAAGAUCUGGGGAGGAUCCGCUAGUAAAGGGUAUCCCAGAGGACAAAAAUCCAUUCAAGGAGCUCAAAGGAGGCUGUGUGAUUUCAUAG
Messenger RNA from Propithecus coquereli (Coquerel's sifaka), 597 nucleotides. RefSeq names its product guanine nucleotide-binding protein G(I)/G(S)/G(O) subunit gamma-11. The transcript has 2 exons. The record is from RefSeq and is a predicted model, not a curated record. Gene Ontology annotation, molecular function: G-protein beta-subunit binding. The coding region runs from base 373 to 597 and encodes 74 amino acids. Gene Ontology annotation, cellular component: heterotrimeric G-protein complex. NCBI's taxonomy places the organism in Eukaryota, Metazoa, Chordata, Mammalia, Primates, Indriidae. Gene Ontology annotation, biological process: G protein-coupled receptor signaling pathway.